Messenger RNA from Dromiciops gliroides (monito del monte), 3813 nucleotides. It is a transcript of the gene ARMC1, whose product is annotated as armadillo repeat containing 1. Lineage: Eukaryota; Metazoa; Chordata; Mammalia; Microbiotheria; Microbiotheriidae. The record is from RefSeq and is a predicted model, not a curated record. Gene Ontology annotation, molecular function: protein binding; metal ion binding. The transcript is spliced from 7 exons. Bases 454 to 1296 code for a protein of 280 amino acids.
GCCGGUGAGCCUGGCAGAGCCAAACGACCUCUGGAACUUGGGUGUCGGGUGGGUCGGGACCAACUCCGGCUAGGACGGUCGGCUCUUGCGAGGCCUUCGUUUUUGGCCGGCCCGAGGUCUGUGUGUGGUUCCCUCUCGGCCCCGGACUGGGUCUUGUUGGAGCCUGAGGUGACCAUCAGUUUCUUUGUCCUAAUCUUCUCCACAACGGUUUAUCAGCCCUGAUCCUUUUACCGGUUAUGUCAGCCGGCGCUUGUUAUAUAUCCCCUGCUUUAUGCUGGGGGCUGUAACUCGACUGUAGGGGUGCAAAGAAAAAAAAAACCCCAAAACAAACACGAAACAGUCCCUGCCCUCAGGGAGCUUGUAGUCUAUAAGGGACCCUGGAGGCGCAUAGUAAGCAAAGAUAUGGACAAAAAUUUUUAAAAAAAGACUUGAUUUCUUCAUAUGGCAUAGAAGAUGAGCUCUGCCACCAUGAACGAGGAGCCUGAUGCACUAUCGGUGGUUAACCAGCUUCGGGAUCUUGCAGCAGACCCGCUAAAUAGACGAGCCAUUGUCCAGGAUCAAGGAUGUCUGCCAGGCCUUAUUUUGUUUAUGGACCAUCCCAAUCCUCCAGUUGUCCACUCAGCUUUACUAGCUCUACGCUACUUGGCAGAAUGCCGGGCUAACAGAGAAAAAAUGAAAGGUGAACUGGGUAUGAUGUUAAGCUUGCAAAAUGUAAUACAAAAGUCUACUACUCCAGGAGAGACUAAACUUCUGGCUUCUGAAAUCUAUGACAUCCUUCAGUCAUCCAAUAUGGCAGAUACCAGCAGUGUCAAUGAAAUGAACUCACGUCGAAGGAAAGCUCAGUUUUUUCUUGGAACUACAAACAAGCGUGCCAAAACAGUGGUUCUGCAUAUAGAUGGCCUUGAUGAUUCUUCUCGGAGAAAUCUUUGUGAAGAGGCCUUGUUGAAAAUUAAAGGAGUUAUUAGUUUUACAUUUCAGAUGGCUGUUCAGAGAUGUGUCGUACGAAUCCGUUCAGAUUUGAAAGCAGAGGCUUUGGCAACAGCAAUAGCAUCAACCAAAGUUAUGAAAGCACAGCAAGUUGUGAAAAGUGAAACGGGAGAAGAAAUGCUGGUCCCAUUCCAAGACACUCCUGUAGAAGUAGAACAGAAUACAGACCUACCUGACUAUCUGCCUGAGGAUGAGAGUCCUAUAAAGGAACAAGAUAAAGCAGUGUCUAGAGUUGGGUCACACCCAGAAGGUGGAGCCAGCUGGUUGAGCACAGCAGCAAACUUUUUAUCCCGUUCCUUUUACUGGUGACUUAAAUUUGAGGCUCAAGGACUGGGUGAACCAACAAAGGGGCCAGUUUUCCAUUGGUGUGGUGAACUGUCAAGUGCAAUUUGCAAUAAGUUAUCAUGAAAAGUUUUUAGAUUACACAAUUACGUAUGCUGCAUUUUACAUUUUAUUGGACGUUUAACCUGUCGGAUAGUUAAAGGGACAGAGGCCUCAGAUGGUAUUGCUUUGUUUGUGGAGGGUAUUUCUUAGUUUUGUUUUCCUGUAUUUUAUUGCCUCACUUAAAAAAUAUACAUAUAUGGGUCCACUAUUAAAACCAAACGUUUAUGCAUAUGCAGCUUUAAAUUUUACUUCACAUGAAACAUGUGAUUAGACAAAUUUUCAACUCAAGUCUCAGGACUUUGUUUGCAGGGUAAUUAUUUUUAUCCCAAGUUGUACCUGAAUCAUUAAAUCUUUUUUUGGGGGGGGGUGUGAAAUGAAGGUUCCAUAUUUCUAAUGAAGGAUUUUUUUUUUUGGUACUCUUUACCAGGAAGCCAGAGGAAAAUGGACUUGUUUAUUCUUUUACCUUUUUCCACCCCUUUUGUUUUUGCGACCAUCUUUGCAGAAGCAUAAUUUUCUGUAGCAUUUUCUGUAUUAGAAAUUAUCUAUUUGAACACAGUAAUCCCCAGAAUACAUCUUAAAUUAUUUUGUUACCCGAAAACAUUGGUGUUUUGUCAAAGAAUUGAUUGACAAAGAAUUAAUUUAGGAGAAGAAACUGUGAUUGUGUUGUUGGUUAUACUGUUUUCAAAGAAUAUUUAACUGUGUGCUAUGGCAAAUAGUUGACAUUGACUGCUAUUUAGACAGGCUCAAAUCAGAUUUGGAAAGUUAUAAUUUCCACAAGUAAUGGCCACUAUAGUCUUACCUUGAGCAGGAAAUGGCUUAUAGGCCUUAGUUUGUAAUUGUACAUUAUUUCCUGCUAGCAGAAAUAACUAUAGUUAAAGCUGAUAUGAACUUGAAAAACAACACAAUGGAAUGAAUGCCUAUUAUGCCCCAGUGCCCUUGCAGUAGAUUCUGAACUUAAGCAUCAACUGCUUGGCAGGUGUCCAUUCAGCAGAUGUUUCCUUAUAUCUCCUCUCUUGAAUUUCUCAUGCACAUGCAGCAGUGGGUAUUAUACAGGGUAGGGUUGAGGGAGGGAAUGGAGGGAGGGAAGAAUCUAAACAGUUACCAUUUAUAGACAAAAGUAGUUUUUGUUGAAGAAGGUCUUGGCCCUUUAACCUUGUCUCAUCAUAUCCAGUCAGUUUUAAAAACAAUUUUGGCGAAGGUAAGAUUAGUUGGGUUUUUUUUUGUGUGUGUGUGUGUAAAUAUGAUGUAAGACAUGUACACAAUGCUUAAUUAAGUUUCUGAACUAUUUGGAAACUAAGAACAACACUCUGGGAAUAUGACUGACAAACUUCAAUGCUGUUGUGAUUAAAAACCAACACGACAUGGUUAAAGAUGCUCUCUUUCUGGCAACAUUCGCAUCUCUUAUUACUUGGAACUACAGUGAAAAUUUAGCCUGGAAGGCUUCCUCCUACUCAACCUCUAACAAUUAAAAACAUUCAGCAUUACGAGAAGAAAAUUAUUGUGAAAUUAAUACCACUAAUGAAAGUCUUGAAUUCAUUUGAAUUGUGGCUUUCUGGAGGAAUGAGGGACAGACUAGCUGUUUGUGGGGUGUUUUUUUUUUUAAGUGUAUCUAGUCUUUGAUUCAGGUGACACGCACAGGCUGAAAAUACAAGCUUUGAGGAGCAUGUAUUGCUUUAAAUUUGUAAUACAACUUGCUGCCUAGAAUGUUACAAUACCAGAUGUGUGUUUUUUUUUAAAUCAUCCUUCUGUAGCCAUGAAUGCAAAGUUUACUUUUCUAUAUUAACAACUGUUUGCAUUUUAUUUUGCAUUACAUCUACUUGUUAAAUAAUGACAUACCUUUGAUAGUAAUGGUUCAGUACAAGUAGGUAUUACAGUUUUGAUGUUUGUGUGUUUAAAUUCAAAGUAUGCUUCUUUUGCCAGUGUUGCAGAUUUUGUAGAACAGUUAAGGUAUCUGUAAGGCAUUUUUUUCCCCUUUUUUCCUUUUUUUUUUUUUUUGAAAUAUAUUGUAAAAUAAUAAAAAGUAACAUAACUAAAAGUAAAAUAAUUGAAGUUUCUGUAUUUUGUCAGCAUAAGUAUUAUUGAUUUCUGUUCACAGCUUGUUAAAAUUUUGUAACUUUUUUGAAGCUAUUUUUAUCACCUGGUAUUUUAACAUGACUUUCUAAUUUAUAUUUCAUUUUACUGAAUUAGAGGUAUUUGAUCAUUUGUACCACCAGCCUAGGAGAGGUACAAUAGGGACAAAAAUGAUAAUUAUUUAAUACUUAUUAGACUUCUUUGCUUGUUAAUGGCCUUGGACAAGCAGCCAGCCCUUAUUUGAUCCUUCCCCUCCCUUUUUUUUAAAGCAGCAUAAGUGAAAAUGAAUAAGUAACAUUUAUAUAUUUCAUAUCAAAUGGAUAAGUCACUCAAAACACAGGAGUCAUAAUUUUUCUUUUGGGGAAUUUAUGG